AUGCAUUUUAAAAAUCGUAUUUUAACGAAAAAACGUGUAAAAAGUGAGAAAAAUGGUAGUUUUCUGUGUGUUUGCAAACUGCUGUAUUGUCGUAUAAUUUGCAAGUAUUUCAAAAUCCUUAGAUUAUUGUCCUCAAUCCUGAAGUCAUUUAAUGAGUUUAUGCAUUCCAGUUAUGUUAAGCAGAAAACAUGUUUGUGGGGUUGA
This is a messenger RNA of Trichobilharzia regenti, 204 nucleotides long. The record is from the annotation of a GenBank genome assembly. NCBI's taxonomy places the organism in Eukaryota, Metazoa, Platyhelminthes, Trematoda, Strigeidida, Schistosomatidae.